GCCAAGAGUACCUCAGUCCAGAUCUUAAUAUGUUCCACAUGUACAGGCUGUACAAAGAGAAGAACCCCAUGGCGAAGGCAAAAUUCUGGCUCUAGUGGGACAUUAUCACUCAGCAGAAUAUCACAUUUGGCCAACAAAGCACCGACAAUUGCUCUAAAAUGUUAUAGAUUCUACAAAAAACUGUCAUCAGUAGCCACAGGAGAGGACAAAGGUUUUGGCGGAGAGUGAGCUGCACCACAGGAAAGCUGAGAAAGCAUACUCACAGCUCCAAAAGGACACAGAGUGGGCCAAAGCCAACAGUGACUGCCAUGUUAGAUGUGUAGAUUUGCAGGGUGUGAUGUACACACCUAGCCUAUCUCACACCAACAUCUACUACCAAAGGCAGCUAUCAAACUACAACCUUUCGGUUCAAGACUUAGGAACAGAGGAGCCUGAAACUAUGUGCAUCUGGCAUGAAGGAGUUGCCCACAGGGGAUCUUUAGAGGUGGCAAGCUGUGUCCUGAAGUGGGUCCAGACCAAGUUUACUCCACUGGUCAAGCCAAGAGAGAGUGACAGAUGCUGUGGCCAGAACAACAACUGG
Messenger RNA from Coregonus sp. 'balchen', 580 nucleotides. The record is from the annotation of a GenBank genome assembly. NCBI's taxonomy places the organism in Eukaryota, Metazoa, Chordata, Actinopteri, Salmoniformes, Salmonidae.